UAACGCGCCAAUUUUAAUCCGUAGACGCAUGUGGUAUAAUUUCAGAAGAAAAUAAAAUAGUUGAACAUUUUAGCUAUAAUUAAACAUUAAUUCUAAUUUUUUAUUUCUUUUCGAUCGUUUAUAAAAUUCUAUAAAUUAAAAAAUUGUAUAAAAAAGUUUGUUAUUGCAAUAGGACGGCUUGAUGUUCGUGGAGCGAUUGAAAUUUAGAGGUUAAAAUAAUUUUUAUGAUUUGUGUGGAUUAUUGUAGGAUAUAUAUUCAAACAAAACAUCUAGUUGAGAAACUUUUCAACAUAAGGAAGCAUUAUGGACUCAGACGAUCAUCCAGGAGAAGAUCACAUAUUAAUAAAAAAUGCUACACUUGUUGUAGUUGAUGCGCCAAAUAAUAUGGAGUUUGGAAUAGAUUUAAAUUCUUGGGAUAUUAAAACUAAUAAAAAGUAUAUGGGUAUAAAAUUCAUACCUCCAGGAUUCCGUUUUGUACAUUAUAGAAUAGAAGAUUGUCAUGGCGGACCAUCAUUUAGAAUUGGUUUUAUUCAUUAUUUUGAGAAUGGUGAAUUAAUGGUCAAAUGUUGGGAUAAAUCAACAAAUGAAAUGAGUGCUGAUCCUGUAGAUGAAGAUUUGCUUGUAUAUCUUCGAAACAGUCUCUUAGAUUUAGAUAAAGUUCUUGUUCCUUAUUGCUUUGAUUAUAUUGAUAGAUGGGAACGAUUGACUGAUAAAAUUGAUUUUGAUGUAGUAAAACGUUGUAAACCUCUUUGUGGUUUUAUAUAUUCGGCUAUGGAAUUAGUGCCUUGUAGUAGUGAUGCGGAACUCUCUACUAGUGUCUUAGAAACAGAAGAGAAAAGUGGAAUACCACAAACUAGACCUAUGCAGAAUCGAAUACCGAAAUUAUUGCCUAACUUAAAACCAAAACCUGGUUCAGAACUGAGAUUAACACCAAUACCUGACAAAUAUUAUCCUGAUAAUGCAACUCCUGAACAAAUUACAAGAUAUAAUCUUGAUUACAGUUAUACUUGGGAGAUUGUGCUUGCAAAAAUAAAAUGUCAACCGGAAAUACUUGGAGAAUUGCAACUUACUUUCGUCUGUGUCUUAAUAGGCCAAAAUUGGGAAGCCUUUGAACAAUGGAAAAAGAUUCUCUCAUUGAUAUGUGGUGUAGAUGCACUUAUACCAAGUUAUAGAUCUCUUUAUUUAGAAUUUUGUUGGACUAUAGAAGCUCAGUUAGAUUAUAUUCCGGAAGACAUGUUAGUGGAUGUUAUUUAUACUGAAAAUUUUAUUUAUCACCACUUGCGUAAGUUAUUUAGGAACAUUGAACUUCAUUCGGGCAUAGAUGCGCCUUUCAAGUUUAUUGCAACACGAUGCCGUGAACGAAUAUGUAAUAUGCUUAAGUGGAACUUUGGUGAUUUACAUGAAGAAGACGGAGAAGAAGCACCUAUAAUUGUAGAUUAAAUAUUAAUCAUAUUAUCAAUAAAAAU
This is a messenger RNA of Polistes dominula (European paper wasp), 1466 nucleotides long. RefSeq names its product protein AAR2 homolog. Gene Ontology annotation, biological process: spliceosomal tri-snRNP complex assembly. NCBI's taxonomy places the organism in Eukaryota, Metazoa, Arthropoda, Insecta, Hymenoptera, Vespidae. The record is from RefSeq and is a predicted model, not a curated record.